AUGGAUGAUGACAAAAUAUCAUUGAUAACCUUUACAGAAAGAGAAGGAUUUGAUAAAAAACAAAAAUUAGAUAGUGAUUUAUAUCCAUUUUCAAAAGGAGGUAUUUCGUUACUUGAACUAUGUUGUUAUCAUGGAUCUUAUGAAUAUUUUCAGUUUUUAAGAACGAAAUUUCAAUCAAUAAUAACUCCAAAUUGUCUUAGAUAUUCGUUUUUGGGUGGAAAUCCAGACAUUAUGAAUGAAUGCUUGAAAGUACAAAUACCAGAUAACAAAUGCAUGAAAUAUGCAAUUAUAUCACACAAUAUUGAUUUUGUCACGUUUUUGAUGAAUGAACACAACAUAAAAAUUGAUUUAGAAUUGUGCUCUCAAUACAAUAAUCUCCAAUCAUUUUUAGUUUAUUUGGACCAAACAUAUGAUAUCAACACAUGUUUUGUUUAUUCCCCCAGUUUCCAUCUUUCAUCACUUUUAGAAUAUCUUAUUUCAAAAGGCGCAGAUAUCAAUGCUAAAGACGAAGAUGGAUGUACCCCUCUUCAUUAUGCAGCUGGGAAUAAUAACAAAGAAACAGCCGAAAUUCUUAUUUCAAAUGGAGCAGAUAUCAAUGCUAAAAACAAAGAUGGAUCCACCCCUCUUCAUUGGGCAGCCAUAGAUGGUAGCAAAGAAACAACCGAAAUUCUUAUUUCAAAUGGAGCAGAUAUCAAUGCUAAAGACAAAGAUGGAUGUACCCCCUCAUCAAAUAACAACCAGGAAUUAUUGCAAUAUUUACUUUGA
Messenger RNA from Trichomonas vaginalis G3, 765 nucleotides. RefSeq names its product proteasome regulatory particle assembly. The record is from RefSeq and is a predicted model, not a curated record. The coding region runs from base 1 to 765 and encodes 254 amino acids. NCBI's taxonomy places the organism in Eukaryota, Parabasalia, Trichomonadida, Trichomonadidae. Gene Ontology annotation, molecular function: protein binding. The transcript has a single exon.